This is a messenger RNA of Epinephelus moara (kelp grouper), 1094 nucleotides long. RefSeq names its product hepatocyte cell adhesion molecule-like. The transcript is spliced from 5 exons. The record is from RefSeq and is a predicted model, not a curated record. NCBI's taxonomy places the organism in Eukaryota, Metazoa, Chordata, Actinopteri, Perciformes, Serranidae. The annotation marks the transcript as partial.
AGUCUAUAUCCAGGCCCUAUAUCCACAUGGAGUCGACAUCAGUACUGGAGCUCAGUGAAAACGUCAUCCUCAACUGCUCCCAUGACAAUGGAACCAGGACUACGUACAGGUGGUUCAAAGGUGGAAAGCCACUGACCAAUAUGACGAGAUUCGUGUUGUCACCUGACCAGAAGCUCCUGACCAUCACACGGGUGUUGAUGGUGGAUGAUGACACGUACAGCUGCACAGUGGAGAAUCCUGUGGGCAACAUGACGAGCUUGCCGAUCAGACUGACGGUCUACAGAAGAAGUUCCCUCUACAUCAUCCUCUCCACUGGAGGCAUCUUCCUCCUCAUCACCUUGGUAACGAUAUGUGCCUGCUGGACACCUUCCAAAAAGCAAAGACAUCAAGCUAGAAAGCCUCUCUCCAGGUUUUAUGACCACUCUGAUCACUCACCAAUCAGUCUUACAGAUGGUGUGCUCCCAAAAAUGACAGAGCAUAACGGAAUAAAUGCUGUAACUUCACUUUACAUCCUGCAGCAAAAGGAUCCCUCCAUGGAUGACUCAUCCAGCAACAGUAUUGGAUCUCCCUCUGAACUUGACAACCCGCCGAGCUACACCAGUUCCCCCAAAUACACCAGUCCUCAUGCCCAGUCUAAUGGGUCCCCUGCCCACUCCUGUCACAGGUAUACCUGAAGGCCCGUCGUGUUUAAGUCUCCACAUCACACCAUGUGAGACAUCAGAGUGUCCAGCUGACUCUGGACGGCAACUUUCUACACAUCCGCCCGGAGUUUGGGAAAUAUAUCAAAACGGUUUCCUGGGGUUUUACAAUAAUGUUAUUACUGCCUGUUCAUGUGUUUUAUGUAAAAGUAAACUGGAACUUGAGCCUAAGUUGCGUUUAAGGUUAGAGGCACAGUCUGUGGAGGAAUAUGGUGACAGUGUGACAUUGGGGAAGUUUUUAAAGAGCUCUGAAGCCUGUCUUUGGAUUUACAAUUAACUACCAUUGUUGUUAGUUACUGGAACUACAAAAUUUGGGGAACGGCACAGAGUCUGCACGAAGCUGAGGUGAAGUCGGUGAGACGUAACUGUAAACUGUCAUGUGAUGAAGAUACUUCU